Molecule: messenger RNA, 2121 nt
Organism: Pyrgilauda ruficollis (rufous-necked snowfinch)
Lineage: Eukaryota; Metazoa; Chordata; Aves; Passeriformes; Passeridae
Gene: KCTD12
Product: potassium channel tetramerization domain containing 12
Exons: 2
Coding region: 136-1134 (332 amino acids)
Biological process (GO): protein homooligomerization; regulation of G protein-coupled receptor signaling pathway
Cellular component (GO): postsynaptic membrane; presynaptic membrane
Molecular function (GO): protein binding
Source: RefSeq, a predicted model, not a curated record
GCCAGACGGGGCGGGAGGCUCCGGCGGGCAGCAGCGGAGGGCUGCGCUCCCCCGAGGGCGGCGGCCCUGCCGUAGCCCAGGCGGCCGGAGGAAGAGGACGAGGAAGGGCGUGGGCUCCGGCGGGCUCGCUCCGGUAUGGCCCUGGCGGACAGCGCCCGCGGGCUGCCCAACGGCGGCGGCGUGUCGCCCGCGGCGGGGAGCGGGGCGCCGGGCAGCGGGGCGGCCGCAGCGGCGACGGGCGGCUGGUCUUCCUUCCCGGAGAUCGUGGAGCUGAACGUGGGCGGGCAGGUGUACGUGACGCGGCGCUGCACCGUGGUCUCGGUGCGCGACUCGCUGCUCUGGCGCAUGUUCUCGCAGCAGCAGCCCAGCGAGCUGCCCCGGGACAGCAAGGGUCGCUUCUUCCUCGACCGCGACGGCUUCCUCUUCCGCUACAUCCUGGACUACCUGCGGGACCUGCAGCUGGUGCUGCCCGAGCACUUUCCCGAGCGCAGCCGCCUCCAGCGGGAGGCUGAGUACUUCCAGCUGCCCGACCUGGCUCGGCGCCUGGCGCAGACUCGGGCGGCCGCCGCCCGCCCCGCCGUCCUGCACCGCGACGGCUCCAUCUGCGCCGAGGAGCCGCCGCCGCCGCUGCUCGGCUACCUGGAGGCCGAGCCGCUGGAAGGAGGCGGCGGGGCCGUGGCGUCCGCCCCGUCGCCCACCGCCAGCCGCAGCCCCUCGGGCGGGCCGCUGCUCACGCCCUCGCAGUCGCUGGACGGGGCGGGCGGGCGGCGCUCGGGCUACAUCACCAUCGGCUACCGGGGCUCCUACACCAUCGGGCGGGAGGCGCAGGCUGAUGCCAAAUUCCGGCGGGUGGCCCGCAUCACUGUCUGCGGCAAGACGGCCCUGGCCAAAGAGGUCUUCGGGGAGACCUUGAACGAGAGCCGCGACCCCGACCGCCCUCCCGAGCGCUACACUGCCCGCUACUACCUCAAGUUCAACUUCCUCGAGCAAGCCUUCGACCGACUUUCCGAGGCCGGCUUCCGCAUGGCCGCCUGCUCCUCCACUGGCACCUGCGCCUUCGCUCCCGAGCAGGGCGGUCCCGCCGAUGACAAGAUCUGGACCAGCUACACCGAGUAUGUUUUCUGCCGGGACUGAGCAUCCGCCCAGCCCGUGGCGUGGGGACAAGACAGCCGGCCCUGCACACCCUCACACCUACGGUCCCCUCGCGUCCCGAAGGAAGGAGGAUGUGAAGCGGGGCUGUGUCUCCCUGUGCUUUUCUCACCCGGUGUCUGCCUCCGCGCACAAGGCGGGCCAGCCCCGGCGCAGCCCCCACCCCUCUUGCAGCACCUCCUGACGGCCCCGGGGCAGGAGGUCACCGUGUUGUGCCUCGGCUGUCGUGUCCCUGCUUGGCCAUAUCCUGGCUCCCACCUUCACCCUCCCUCCUGCAUCUCCCAGUAGCUGUGUUGGUAGCAAGGAAGGAGAGAAAUAUUGGGAGUAGACAAAUGCCGGUCCCACAAAAGCAUGCAUGUGCACCCAGUCUUUGUCCCUCUCCCCACACAGAGCUGAGGUAUAGCUCUGGCAGGGUGGGGCAUUUUAAAAUUCAUCCAGGUAGGGCUGAGAAACUUUGAAGUUGCUUUGAGCAACUUCUGUUGAAGAAGGCAUGGCAAAUGCCUGUCUUUUCCCAUCCCGAUACCCUUAUGAGGGAGUUUGCCUUGGUGGGCAGACCCCAAAUGGUCCCUUUUUAACUCCUCCCUUCCCCACCCAUCAAAGUGAUGCCUGUCUGUGAAGGACUGUCACAUAGAAAGGAAGCCUGACUGUGAGGGCUUUGCAGUGGCUCACGCUUUAUCUGUUGAGAUGAGUAAUUUUGCAGGAGGCGUGCAUGUGGCCCUUCACAACUGGUUGCUCCUAUCUCCCCUCUUUGCUCCCCACAUCUCUGAACUCCUCUCUGUUAAGCUGGACCAGGGCCUGCACAGCAAGCAUGUAAAGCUGAUGUGAAAGGACAGAUCUGCUGGAUAACCAAUCAUUUGAACUAUGAAGUGUCCUCAGAGACAUGUGUUUAUUCCCUUAAGAGGUAAAACAAAGACACUUUGAAAAAUUAAAGUACUUAUGAAUUGUAACUUCCAUGGGUGAACUGAAGUCCUU